AUGCAACCGGUAAGGCGAAGCUCGCGACUGACUCGCAACACAAUCUCAGCUCCUGAAACUGCCGCCUCCAGCUCUCGAAAAAACUCACGCAAAUCCUCUCAACGCCGAAUCAGAUGCACACCACCUCCGGAGGACUCCGAACCCGAAGUGGAGUCUCUGUCCGAAGAGAACUCAUCGGAAGAGGAGGAAGACAUGCAUGAAGAGAUUCUUCCCAAAGAAACGCGGUAUGAAAACAGUCGAACUGCGUUUCAGGGUUUGUAUCAAGAAAAACCAGAUCUACUGCGACCAUCAAAGAAACCUCUGUCAGCCCGAUUCUUAACUCAAGGGGCUAGAGAAAGAACCUCCACAGUUGCUGAUGCCGGGCUACUCUAUACGGUCUGUGACUCUGAUUCAUUCCAGCCGUCUAUAGUUCGUGAAUUUGUGGCCAAUUUAGGGGAUGCUGAACCGCGGGGAGAUGGGGUUGCAGUCUACGUACGAGGAUCGUUGAUAGAAUUCUCUCCGAGUCUGAUCAACACAAUGUACUGCAUUCCGCACUGUGAGGAAGACUCUAGCUGGAUGGAUGAGAAACUUGAUAAAGUCUGCACCCUCCUCUCUGGGAACAGAAUCAAGCGUUGGGAAGACAUGAGCUCGAAAUACUUGACAGUCACAAAUCAAGUGCUGUACAAACUAGUGUGCUCAAACUGGAUCCCAACGAUGAGCUACACAGCCAUGAAUGCUGAACGUCUCCGAUUCAUCUACAUGCUUCACCUUCGGAAAGGAUUUAACUUCGGGAAGGUCAUCUACAACCAGAUUAUGAGAAUGGCUGAGAACACCGAGACUGAAAAGAAAAGAAGGAUCAUCUUGCCCACCUUAAUCCAGCAAGUCAUCCUUAUUCAGCGCAAUGUACCUCCAGACAACAGUGAUGAAGCGGAGUCAGACUUUCCUAAGCUGGUUGUCAAGGACAAGAAAGCCGGUCUUGGCUCUGGAGUGGAUUCGAAGGAACCUGAUCUCGAAGAAGACAUUGACCAAGCGAUCUCCUUCCUCAAAGGAAUUCGCAGCAGGCUCAAGAGGGGAGAAUAUCCAAUCCAACGGAAGAAUGAAGACUCAGAGAGUGGCUAA
This is a messenger RNA of Brassica oleracea var. oleracea, 1098 nucleotides long. RefSeq lists its product as uncharacterized. The record is from RefSeq and is a predicted model, not a curated record. The transcript has 3 exons. NCBI's taxonomy places the organism in Eukaryota, Viridiplantae, Streptophyta, Magnoliopsida, Brassicales, Brassicaceae. Bases 1 to 1098 code for a protein of 365 amino acids.